AUGAAUUCAUUUUUCACGCACUUUCUUAGUCUUCUUAUUUGUUCCAUAAUUCUCAUUCGAUUAACAUCUUCGGCAAGUUUUCCUGAUCCACCACCAAUUCCACCACCAAAUGCAUCACCUGAUGAUUGGAUACGCUUUUGGAAGUUAUUACAUAGCUAUUAUGCGAUUAUUGCUCGACCACGGUUUGGCAAACGAUCGGAGUUAACCAUGAUUGCAACACGGCCAGCAUCACGUCUAGAACUUCUUUUUCCGAGAUCUCCUGUAUCUGAAAAUGAAAUUAUCUACACGCUCAGUGGAAAUCGUUAUAAUGCUAAUCCAAAUCGACGAAGUUCUACUGGUGAUAUACAAACGUUGAUCUAUUCUGAUCGCGAAUGA
Adineta ricciae is the source of this 375-nucleotide messenger RNA. Lineage: Eukaryota; Metazoa; Rotifera; Eurotatoria; Adinetida; Adinetidae. The record is from the annotation of a GenBank genome assembly.